AACUUCGACGAGCUUGCGGUUUCAUUUAUCACUGAGACGCUCCAGACGAUGCAGCCAUCGCCUCGGUCCGACUCACCUCCCGCGGCUGCAGCGCCUAAAGUGCUCUUGGCCGCAAGACAGAAACGACUGGAGCAGCACAUCGCGGAGACGAAGGUGCUCAUGGCGAAGCUUACCACGGCACGGUCGAAGGCGGAGAAGGAGAACAUUCUCGGCAUGCUGCGAGAGCGGCAACGGUAA
Molecule: messenger RNA, 237 nt
Organism: Fomitopsis serialis
Lineage: Eukaryota; Fungi; Basidiomycota; Agaricomycetes; Polyporales; Fomitopsidaceae
Exons: 2
Source: RefSeq, a predicted model, not a curated record